Molecule: messenger RNA, 1684 nt
Organism: Nicrophorus vespilloides
Lineage: Eukaryota; Metazoa; Arthropoda; Insecta; Coleoptera; Silphidae
Exons: 6
Coding region: 311-1684 (457 amino acids)
Source: RefSeq, a predicted model, not a curated record
CAUGUUUGUACAAUUUGUGCCAUCUAUUUAAAUCUUCCUUGCAUUUAAAAAAUAUGCGAAUACAAAAUAACACAUAAAUAGAUACUUUCAAAACGUAAUGCAAACAUAAUAAAAAUCACAAAAGAAAAAUGCUGUGAGUAUCGUUUUCCACUACCCAAUAUUUGCGGUUCGCGGAGGAUGUGGAACAGAUAGCAACAACAGCAGUAUUCGUUGGAAGCUGCUUGAGUUCGGUUCGUGCUAAAGCUUGGAAGACAAAAAAAAGAUCUAGUUUCAUCACGUUUGUUAAUUAUUGCGUAAUAAUUUAUCCAUCAUGAUUAACAAAGUUUUAACUGACAAUCAAAAUCAAGGAAAUAACAUCAAUCCUGAAAAUGGAUCUUUAAUGAGCCAAGAAACAACUGAACAAAUGAUAGAGAUCGAUGUUAAUGUUGAGAAUGUUUCUUUUUUGCAAGACAUCGAAAUCAUAAAUAGGGAAGAUUGCGUUGAGGAAGUGGAAGAAGUAGGUUCCUUAGAAAACAGUAAGAACAAUAUACCAGAAGAAGGCAUUGCAGAUAGAUCGGAUUUUUCCGAUGUAAAAGCUGACCUUCAAGAAGAUAACGAAACUUUUGAUGACGCUAUCAAUACAGAAACGCAAAAUUUACAAGACGUCGAAGGUAUGAAUAAGGAAGAUUGCGCUGAGGAAGGGGUUAAUGUGGGUUCUCUGGAAAACAAUGAAAAUAAAAAACCAGAAGUUGAUAUUGAAUUACUUGUAAAUGUAUCUUUUGAUAACGAUAUCAUUCCGGAAAUGGAAAAUGACAACGCUAAAGCUGAGAGUGGAACUAUUUUACAAGAGUGCGAAUAUACAAAUGGACCAAAUUGCGAGAAGAUUGAUGAUAAAGGAGCAAGCUGUUUAGAAAACAAUAUAGAAGAACCAGAUAUACCAGAAGAACUAAAUAUACCAGAAGAACUAAAUAUACCAGAAGAAGAACCAGAUAUACCUGAAAAAGAACCAGAUAUACCUGAAAAAGAACCAGAUAUAACACAAGAAGAAACAGAUAUACCAGAAGUAGAACCAGAUGUACAUAAUAUAACCGAUGACUCUCAAAGUGAUAAUGCAUAUCUUGAUAAAUCUACAGAACUGCAAUUGGUAGAUAAUGAUGGCAAUGAUGAGAGAGUAUCUCUUUUACUGGAGGCUUGCAAAAUAAUAAAUGCAGAAUUUGAUGAUGAAGAAGAGGAUGGAGCACGUUGGUUAGAAAUCAAUAUACCAAAAGAAGUCGUCAUGGAUGAUGAAGAAUGUACUGAAAUAUUAAUAAUUAGAAAUAAGAUAUUGGAAAUAUUUUCCGAUGUAGAAGAAUCGUAUCUGCUCAAGCUGUGCUACGACAAUAGUAAAUCAACCAUUGAAGAAAUUUCAGAAAUAUUGAUGAAUGGCUACCCGAAAAAUCCAGAAGUACAGAAGAAUUACGUAGCAAAAAUAAAGGAAGUACUGUCGAUUAAUGAUGAUAAACUCGCAAGUCAUUUAGCGAGCAAUAUUAAAUCUAAGGAGGACUUAAAUAGUUUCGUGAAUGAAACAUAUGAAACUGAGAUCAAGGAGCCGGAUCCAUUUAAAGUAACCUCAGUGGACUGCGAGUGUUGCAGCAAUGAAAAUUUGAAGAUUGAUGAGAUGAUCGAUUGCCCGAACGGUUGCUAUUUUUGUAAGAAUUGUGAUUAA